Populus euphratica (Euphrates poplar) is the source of this 3775-nucleotide messenger RNA. Its product is annotated as putative disease resistance protein RGA1. Gene Ontology annotation, molecular function: ADP binding. The transcript has a single exon. Lineage: Eukaryota; Viridiplantae; Streptophyta; Magnoliopsida; Malpighiales; Salicaceae. The record is from RefSeq and is a predicted model, not a curated record. The coding region runs from base 450 to 3719 and encodes 1089 amino acids.
AGAAUCUUUUGACUUGUGAAACUCCAAAUGCUGUACAGCUGGCAUUUUAAAGAGAAUGGGCCAGGAACAAAUUAUUGGCAUCUCUGUUCAACUCAUAUUAUGUUAUUUCUUUUUUUUUAAUGUUCUUCACUUCAAGUCCAAGUUAGAUUAGUUUUCUUUAUUCCAAAGAGUGAGAAAUUGUUUGGUCCUUCUGUAUUUCUAUUUUCCAUAACCAAUCUUGUGUUUCCAUUAAAAUUCCCUGCUCCCUUUUAAAGUCCGCUGCAAUUCUCUUUUCCAUAACCAGUCUCGUGUUUCUUUUAAGAUAUCCUGAUCAUAUUUAAAGCCCUUCGGCACUACUCUUUUCCAUUAACAAUCUUGUGUUUCCGUUAAAAUUUCCUUUCUCAUCUCCAUAACCAAUCUUGCGAUUUCAGUUGUUACCAAGACCCAGAUUUUCCAAAGCAAAACAGGCCAUGGCUGAUGCAAUUGUUUCUGCUCUUGUGAGUCCAAUCCUGGAGAACUUGAGCUUGCAGGCUCUCAAAGAGGCUGGGCUUGCUUGGGGCCUUGACACCGAGCUUGAGAAUCUCGAAAGUACCUUCGCAAUUGUUCAAGCUGUGCUCCAGGAUGCAGAGGAGAAGCAAUGGAAGAACAAGGCUUUAGAGAUUUGGUUAAGACGCCUCAAGGAUGCAGCUUAUGAUGUUGAUGAUGUGCUGGAUGACUUUGCAAUUGCAGCUCAAAGGCAUCGGCUGCAAAAUGAUCUAAAAAAUCGACUACGAUCCUUCUUUUCUCUUGAUCAUAAUCCACUUGUUUUUCGAUUGAAAAUGGCGCAUAAGUUGAAAAAUGUGAGAGAGAAACUGGAUAUCAUUGCCAAUGAGAACAAAAAGUUCAAGCUAACACGAGUUGGGGACGCAGCAGUAGAUACCUACGAUGGGCGGCAUACAAGCAACAUCCUGAAUGAAUCAAGCUCAGUCGUGAAUGAAUCAGAAAUUUACGGAAGAGGCAAGGAGAAAGAGGAACUAAUCAACAUCCUGCUCGCUGGUGCAGACGAUCUCCCUAUUUAUGCUAUAUGGGGAAUGGGGGGGCUCGGGAAAACAACACUUGCUCAAAUGGCCUACAAUGAAGAAAGGGUUAAGCAACAAUUCGGUUUGAGGAUUUGGGUGUGUGUCUCUACUGAUUUCGAUGUAAGAAGAAUAAUAAAAGCCAUCAUAGAUUCCAUUGAUGGUGCCUCAUGUGAUCUUCAAAAAUUGGAUGACUUGCAACAACGCCUUCAACAAAAGUUAACUGGAAAGAAGUUUUUGCUUGUACUAGAUGAUGUGUGGGAUGAUUAUGAUGAUAGGUGGACUAAAUUGAAAGAGGUAUUAAGGUCCGGAGCUAAAGGUAGUGCUGUAAUAGUAACUACGCGUAAUGAGAUGGUUACUCGUAGAAUGGCAGCAACUUUUGUCCAGCCCAUGGGGAGAUUGUCUGAAGAAGAUUCUUGGCAUUUGUUUCAACGGCUUGCAUUUGGGAUGAGAAGGACAGAGGAGCGGGCGCAACUGGAAGCCAUUGGAGAAUCAAUAGUGAAGAAGUGUGGUGGUGUUCCUUUAGCUCUAAAGGCACUCGGGAACCUAAUGCGGCUAAAAGAUAAUGAAGAUCAGUGGAUAGCUGUCAAAGAAAGUGAGAUUUGGGAUCUAAGAGAAGAAGCAAGCAAGAUUUUACCUGCUUUGAGGUUGAGUUACACUAAUCUAUCACCACAUUUGAAGCAAUGCUUUGCGUAUUGCGCUAUAUUUCCAAAAGAUCAAGUGAUGAGGAGGGAGGAGCUGGUUGCUUUGUGGAUGGCAAAUGGUUUUAUUUCUUGCAGAAGAGAAAUGGAUUUGCACGUUAUGGGCAUUGAGAUAUUCAAUGAACUAGUGGGAAGGUCAUUUCUGCAAGAGGUCGAGGAUGAUGGAUUUGGCAACAUAACAUGUAAAAUGCAUGAUCUUAUGCAUGAUCUUGCACAAUCCAUUGCAGCACAAGAAUGCUAUAUGAGUACAAAAGGCGAUGGGGAGUUGGAAAUUCCUAAAACUGCCCGUCAUGUAGCUUUUUAUAACAAAUCAGUAGCUUCGUCUUCUGAAGUUCUCAAGGUCCUAUCACUUCGCUCACUUCUUGUGAGGAAUGAACUGUAUGGGUAUGGAGGGGGAAAGAUUACUGGUCGAAAACAUCGAGCCUUGAGUUUAAGAAAUAUCUGGGCCGAGAAAUUGCCGAAGUCAAUUUGUGAUUUGAAACAUCUAAGGUAUCUAGAUGUGUCGGGCUCCUGGAUCAAAACACUGCCUGAAAGUACAACCUCACUCCAAAACCUCCAGACACUAGAUCUGAGACGUUGCAGAGAACUCAUCCAAUUACCAAAAGGCAUGAAGCACAUGAAAAGUCUUGUCUAUCUUGACAUAACGGGUUGUUCUUCACUUCGAUUUAUGCCAGCUGGAAUGGGGCAAUUGAUAUGCCUGCGAAAACUUACCCUGUUCAUUGUGGGUGGGGAGAAUGGUCGUCGCAUAAGUGAGCUGGAAGGGCUGAAUAAUCUUGCUGGUGAAUUGAGUAUCGCAGAUCUUGUGAAUGUUAGGAAUUUAAAAGAUGCCACAAGUGCCCAUUUGAAGUUGAAGACAGCUCUUUCAUCACUGACUUUAUCUUGGCAUGGUAAUGGAUAUUACCUUUUUGUCUCUUGGUCAUUUGCGCCACCGCAAGAAAGAAAGAGGGUUAUUCAGGUAAAUAACGAGGAGGUCCUUGAAGGGCUUCACCCUCAUUCAAAUCUGAAGAAGUUGAGGAUAUGUGGAUAUGGAGGUUCAAGAUUUCCUAAUUGGAUGAUGAAAUUGGACGAGACGCUACCAAAUCUGGUAGAGAUGGAGCUAUCAGCAUGUGACCACUGUGAACAACUUCCACCAUUGGGGAAACUACAGUUGCUCAAGAGUCUUGUAUUACGGGGAAUGGAUGGUGUGAAGAGUAUUGACAGCAAUGUGUAUGGAGAUGGGCAGAAUCCAUUCCCAUCUUUGGAGACGCUGACUUUGGAUUCAAUGGAGGGAUUAGAGCAAUGGGCUGCGUGUACAUUUCCUCGCCUUCGAGAAUUGAGGAUAGUCGAUUGCCCUGUGUUGAACGAAAUACCAAUUAUACCCUCCCUUAAAAGAUUAGACAUCCUGAGAGGUAAUGCUUCGUCGCUGAUGUCAGUUAGGAAUCUCACUUCUCUCACUUCUCUUUGGAUUAGCGAUAUUCCAAAUGUGAGGGAGCUUCCCGAUGGGUUUUUGCAAAAUCAUACCCUCCUUGAAAGCUUAGACAUUUGGGAGAUGCGAAAUCUGGAGUCUUUGUCAAAUAGGGUAUUAGAUAACCUUUCUGCUCUUAAAAGCUUGAGUAUUUGGCGUUGCGGGAAACUUGAAAGCUUGCCAGUGGAAGGUCUUCGUAACCUCAAUUCCUUGGAGGUCUUACAAAUAAUUGGUUGUGGAAGAUUAAAUUGUCUGCCAAUGGAUGGGCUGUGUGGCUUAUCUUCUCUUCGCACCUUAUCUGUUACGGAUUGUGAUAAAUUCACAUCUCUAUCAGAGGGAGUGCGGCAUCUGACGGCACUUGAGGAUUUGCGGCUUCGUGGAUGUCCAGAGCUGAAUUCAUUGCCAGGGAGUAUCCAACAUCUCACUUCUCUCCAAUCUCUAUCCAUUUGGAAGUGUCCAAAUUUGGAGAAAAGGUGUGAGAAAGAUUUAGGAGAGGACUGGCCUAAGAUAGCUCAUAUUCCUGACAUUAGAAUCGAUUAAGGUUGGUAUGCAACUUAAAUUUGUAAUGAGAAUAAAAUAUAUAUUUUAGUAGUUUU